GAAGAUAUCCAUCAUUUGUCGCAACCUCAAUCUGGAGCUCCACAAGCAGCACCAUUCACCACCACACGCCCUUGUUGAGUUGCUCCCCAUAUUGAUGAUGAUGAGCCCACGUACUGUGCUUGUGGCGCUGGCUGUGCUGGCGUGCCUUGCCUGCUCCGCAUUGGCUUCCCAACCCAUGCUCGCAUGGUCGCAGGAUGAGAGCUUGGCGUCGUUGAACGUGGCAGAUGCCGCCACCUCAGAGCAGCUCGUUGCCUCCUUUAUGCAGCCCAAGGCAGCCACCGAGCGCGUUUCCCUCAUCUUCGUGCAACAAGACGUGACCGUUGAGGACCUCACCACCUUCUCUCAGAGCACAGAAGAGACACCUUUCCUUCAGAAGGCACACGCUGGCGCCUCUUCCCGCGCCUUCGCCCAAGCACCCACUCCUCUCUCGAACAGCGACCUGCUGGCUCUCGUGAACGAGGCUGAGUCAUCCAUCGUUCUCGAUGCUGCAGAUGUUACCGCCGAGGCUGUGCAGGGCAGUGCUGUUGUUGUUGUCCGCCUUCCCAGCCGCGCCUCCUGCAACAUGCUCACCACAGACGCGACAGUAGAGUCGAUUGUGUCCACCGUUGACGCCGCCGUUGACGCCCCGAUGACCGUCGCCUUUCUCGGCACCACCCCCACCACCAUGGCAGCCCGUCCCCGCGCCCGCCGCUCCGCCGCCGUGCCCUCCAUCGCCCAGCAGCGCCUCAGCCUCCUCCCAGAGCCGACCUAUGUUGCGUCUCGCCCUGAGCAGCGUCACGAGGUUGCCCUGCAGUGGUUCAGCAUCCCCAUCCUCUCUGGCGUGAUUGUGGGCCUGUUGUUUGUGUUCACCAUCAUUGUUGGGUCGUGUGGGCUCCUUGUCACGCAGACGCCCGAGCAGUGGCCCGAUGCAGCCCACGACAAGAACCUAGACGUGCCCCAGUAAACGCUUCCUUCCACCCACCACCCCGAGGACUGAAGGAGAAGCGCACA
Molecule: messenger RNA, 990 nt
Organism: Salpingoeca rosetta
Lineage: Eukaryota; Choanoflagellata; Craspedida; Salpingoecidae
Exons: 9
Coding region: 95-943 (282 amino acids)
Source: RefSeq, a predicted model, not a curated record